CAGCUCGGCUCUUUCUUGGCAGUUUGGCUCGGGCUCCUCCGUGUAGGCGGCACAGUAAAUGACAGCUCAGCUGUUAGCCAUGAAAUAGCUUAAAACAUCAUUCCUGCGUGUUUCUUACGUAGUCGAUAUAUGUUUCUCGCUUUGUCGUCUCCUUUUCAGGCGUCAUUGGCCGGCUAAUUCAGCUAGGUUAACGUUCAGUUGCCAAUUACUCCUCUGAGGUAGAUUUAGAUUUACAAAGACCUGAACAGAGGAUGCUGGAGUCAAUAAAAGUCACAGAAAGACUCCGUUGGCCAGAAGUAGAAAUGUCCAAGAAGUACAUUUUAAACUCUUCUGACAAGCCACUGAGUCCAAGCCAAGUGUACCUGGAGAAGAUUUCUUCAGGCGCCCUGAAAGACCUUUUCAGCACUGGCUCCAGGAGCUACAACGUUCUGCUGCAUGCUGACAAAGAGGAGAAAAAGACCCCGAAGCAGUCCCCAUUCAGGAGGCCGAAAACAUCGGUGAGAUGCGGCGCCACGUUUAGUAAAAGAAACCGUCCUGGCAUGGCUCCUAAGAAGAUGCGUUCUCCAGAAGGAGCGGGGAAACCUGCACAGACAAAUCGUGUCCUCUCAGGCAGCAACUCCAAUCUCCCUAAACCAGCAAGAAACAUCACAGUCGUGGGCAGCACCAUGGGUCUAAACCCCCGUACAGUCCCACUGCUCAGGAAGAUCUCCAAUUCCCCUCGCACUAAACUACCUGUUUUGCAAAAAGCAGCGGUCGCACGGGAGGUGGAAAAUGCCAAGAAGCUCUGCAUCCUUUCAGCCAUAAAGCCUACGAAUGUUGAGAGAGAGAAGGCCAAGUUUUUUAAAUCUGACUUCAACUACAAUCCACAGUUUGACUACAGUAACCCCGCCCCACCACUCAUCCUGGAACGGCAUAACAACGCCUCAGACCGCUUCCUGACGCAGGCAGUGCACAUCAUGGAGCUGGCCCUGCAGCGAUAUGGCAACUAUGAGAAUUUUGAACAGCUCACCGGGGGCAACCUCCUCACCAAGAGUCGCAUCUGGCACAACGUCAAGAAGUACAUGGAGAAGGAGGGCUGCAUGGGGGAGAUCGUCGUGCAGGUGACAGAUGACCUCCUGUCCAGAGCCUCCAUGACGGUGGUGAACAGCAGACCAACACUGACCAUCAACGUCUCCACGGCCCGAGAGCAGUGGCUGGAGGGAAUGCUGAGACAUGAGAUAGGCACACAUUAUUUCCGUGGCGUCAAUAAUUGCCACCAGCCGUGGAACAACAGCGUGGGCAGGAAGAAGCACAACCUGAAGCCUCUGAACCCCACAGAGGAGGGUCUGGCCAGCAUCCACAGCGUCCUGUUCAGGAAAGACCCCACACUGUGGCGCGCUGCCCUGCUCUACUACACUGUCUACCAGGCCAGCCACAUGUCCUUCACUCAGCUCUUCCACAACCUGGGGCGCUUCGUCCAGGACCCAAACACGCGCUGGGACUACUGCGUCCGAGCCAAGAGGGGCCAGACUGAUACAGCACAGCCAGGGUGCUUCAGUAAAGACCAGGUCUACCUGGAUGGUAUCCUGAAGAUCCUGAGGUACAGAGACAAGAUCAACUUCCCUCUGCUGAUGGCUCUAGGAAAGGUGUCAUUUGAAGACAUGGACCGCCUGAAACCGUUGGCCCAAAUGGAGAACAUACGCAUCCCGCACUUCAUGCAGGACCAGGCGCGAUAUGCCGAGCAGCUGACCAAAAUAAUGGCGGUCAACAAUCUCACUGACGAGGAGCUCAAGACCAUCAUCUGAGCCCUCUCAAACAUGUUCGCACCACUGCCAGCCAUGGUCCGCAUGCCUCAACACCAACACCUUCAUCCUGCAUGGUAGCAGAGUGUGUGAAUCGUGCAGCGUGCCGUGUUGCAUGUAGUACAAAGUUGUGUCUAACCGGUCACAUUAGUUUAAUCUGGUUAAGCUUUUAGUUCAACAUCUGUUACAGCCGAGUCAUUUAAAACAGCACAAAGCAUCCAGUGAAUCAUCUCACAUUGUGUUUAGAAGAGGUGUAGACUGAACAUUUUCUUUACAAGUGCCAACACAAUACAGGGCCACGAUUGCUGUUUUAAUAAUAAAGAUAUAUAUACAUAUACCUGUUACAUUAACUUCACUUUUCUACAACAUGUAUGAUGCAAUUAGUGCCAACUUCUUUUGACUUGAUGAUGUCUGACACACGUUUUUUUUUAUAGCUUAUUGAAUCCAUUUAAGACCACUGAUGACAUGCUCAGGGUGGGAAGCUGUUUUCUUCAGGAUAUUGUCAUCCCCCGGUGCAUUACGUCCAAGUCAUAUAAUUGUAGAAAAUCUGACAAAUGAUUUCAUGCAUUGAUUGAUCCCAAGAUAAAUCCUGAGGGAUAUCAGGCCGGAUAACCGAUCAGCUAUCUUCUGACAACAGCUAAGAUAAGUCUCAGUUUAACUGUAAAUAGUUUGUUUCUGAGUCUUCACUCUUGCAGCAGCAUGAUGUGGAAGCAGACAAAGAUUUGCUUGCGAUUGACUUGCAUUACAAGGACUUAACCUUCCUGAAACAACAACACCAUGCUGCAGCUUUGUAAAGCUUUGUCAGGUCUGUCCUCAAGAGAAGAAGAAGCAACUUAAAUGCUUGUGUGUUGAAUCUGUUGAAUACAGAUUGUCACUCUGGUUUGUCUUCUCUCUGUUAGUCAUAUACAACAAUUUGUCAGAUGUAUACAAUUGCAACCUGGAUCUGCAGUGUGAUACCCUCUCAGAAGAAGUGUUUGAAUAUCCCACCCUGAGCAUGUUGGGGAGGAAACAGCCACCUUAUGGAUACGGAGAAGAUGAACUAGACUACAGCCUGAUUGAAACUGGAUUCUUAAAAUCGUAAUUAUAUUUGACGAAGGUCACAUUAUCCAUGCUUUGAUACUCGUUUUAAAAGGAUGUAAAAAGAUUGGAAUGAAUUCUUUAAAAUUGAAAGAACCCUCCUGUACUAUAUCUAAAGUGCACAAAUGCGUUGGCAGCGUUUCAGUACAUAAACUUUGCCAAUGUAUUUGUGAUAUAGUGCAGGAGGUAACUUGCAAUCUCUGAAAAUGUAAAAACAUUUAAUUCACCAGUAUAGAGUACUUAAAACUUUGUUUGUUCCUGUGGUGCAGAAAUGGAUUAUACGGAUUAUAGUAACAAAAAGAUUCUAGCAUGAUAUCUAGGUGUAGAAUUUGGGUAUUGUCAUUACACUCUCAUAUUGCAUACUUUCAAAACUGAAACCUGUAUGUCUGAUAUUUGUUUAGUUUUUUUAACAUAGCAGUGGGUAACUUUGAAAAAGGAUGCUAUUAUUGUGACAACGACAAAUUGAAACACACAGCAUUCAAUACUGAAACAUCACAAUCAUAGCAGAAGAAAUGAGACAAGUCAUGUGAGCAGAAAUUUUAACUAAUGGAGUAGAUGGAAAAUCCUUAUAAAUGUGAAGCUAGUUUUUUCUUUAAAGAGGCCUUACACUCAUGUUUGAUUCUCCCUCAGUAAGGUAACUUAAGUAAAGAGAUAUACUUUACUUUGAAGCGUAUUUAAGGAGAAUGCAACAUUGAUAGCACACUAUUUAAUUUGAACAAAGAAUAUUUUUUAUUGUAACUUUUUCCAGUUUAUGUGGCAUCCAAAUAACGCUAACAGAGCUGUUAUUUAAAACAGGAUGUUAAGAGUUCAUUUCUACCUGUCAAGAAAACAGGUAGAAUCUGGAUUAUUUUAGAUCUAGGUCCUUUUUGUACGUGUUGUUUAUGUAAAGCAAAUAUUGUUUUUGGAUCCAACCUGACCAUUUUGAAACACUAAAGACACAAAAUAGCCGAUUGAUGCAGCGGUAGAUCAGCACCUCCUGUGAUCUGGGAGGUCAAAUAAUUAUAAUAAGAUAAUAAAUACUUAUUUUACCCCUCGAUGGAGUCCGGUGAGGUUUAAGGUAGUAAUCUUAUGACUGCUUCCUGUCAAAAAAAAAAAAAAUAGAAUAUAACCUUUACAAAAAACAACAACGCUCUCACUCUGUUUUAGAGUUUUGAAUAAUAAUCUGAGCCUGUCGCUGGCAGAAACACGACAAGACAAACAAAAGCAGAAAUGUCUUUCAUGUUUUGUGGACACUUGUGCAUGAGUAAGGUUAAGUGUAGUCGAAAUAGGGAUCUUCCACUAGUUAUAGAAUAAGCCAUGAUGAAGUUAUUGAUCUAGUUUAAUAGAAUGGUUAUCUGUCUCUCUCUUGAACCUGUGAUCUAAGUGUACUUAUCCAGUGGUUUAUAUAUCUGUCUCUUUUCUGAAGAGGAACUCAUUCUUGCACUUUGUUCCCCUCUUAGAUACCGCACCUCUUAGAGUCACUAUUUUUGUACAGUACAGAUGUUCUGAUUUCCAGCUGGUCCUCAGAUGGUUCCCAGCAGCUCUGUGUUCGCAGAGAGCAAAGUGAAAAGAGCUUCAUCACUCGGCCUGAUACUCAAAGCUGAGCCUGAGCAGCUUUGCUUCACUUUUACUGAGAGGACGAUAAAGUGAGCGAGUGGUUUAAAACACUCGCAGAGUUUGCUCCUCUUUCUGCUCCAUGAAGCCCUCGUGGUUCACGUGCACUGACUUGAAGCCCAGUUUGACUAUUUGCACUUCUCUACCUUUGAUCUACCUUCUUUUUCAACUGCGCUGAUAUGAGCAGUUAGUGUGUUUGUGACGUUUAUACAGGCUGAUGUGUUCACGUGUUACCAAAAAAAAAAUCGAAAGCCUCGUUGUCUUACCGUCAUACUUGAUGAGAUUUUGUGUCAAGACCUAACACGAGGAGCAUGUGUGUUACUCUGCUUCCUCAAUUAACCCUUAAAUGGCACACGUUAAUCAAGAUGUUUUCUAUAUUUUAAUGACUUUUUUUGUGAUAUUUAUGAAAAAGAAUCUUUAAAUAAAGUGGA
This is a messenger RNA of Labrus bergylta (ballan wrasse), 4882 nucleotides long. RefSeq names its product microtubule associated tyrosine carboxypeptidase 2 (gene matcap2). The record is from RefSeq and is a predicted model, not a curated record. NCBI's taxonomy places the organism in Eukaryota, Metazoa, Chordata, Actinopteri, Labriformes, Labridae.